GUGUAUAAAACCAAACUGAACCUUGGGUUGAUGAUCAGAUAAGCCCAUCAAUUAGUCGAUAAUUAAACUCUUAAUUAUUAGCUUACAUACUCCAAACUGUCUCUGGCUCUAGCUCCUUCUUCUCUCCAAUCCCUCUUUAAAUCUACCAUUUCUUCAUCACCCAACUAAGACCCAUUAACCCAACUCGCAUGACCCAGUUGCUAUUAAGUUCAGCUAUGGCUAUGGCCAUUGAUCAAACAUUUGGUGGGCAUGCGUUCGAUCUGGAUUUAUCUGGGUGCAGCAGCACCACCACCAACACCAUGUCCUCCGAUCACUGGUACGACUGGUCGCCGGUGGUCGACUGGGACGCGCUGGCUCCGACGGACCAGCUCGCCGGCGACGAUUUCCACGAGCUCAUCGAGUCGAUGAUGGAGGACCAGGACGGCAAUGAGCUGAACUCGUCGUCGGCGCAGGACGAGGUUCACGAAUUAGAAGCGUCUAACGAUACCACGUCGUCGGGCGAAAUUAUGAUGCUAACGGAAGAAGACGGAGGCGCUAACGGCGAGGACUCGAAGGGGCUUCGGCUCGUCCAUCUGCUGAUGGCGGCUGCUGAGGCCUUGACCGGCGCAAACAAGAGCCGAGAUCUGGCUCGGGUGAUAUUGGUUCGGCUCAAGGAGUUGGUCUCUCCAACUGACGGUACUAACAUGGAGAGGCUGGCGGCGUAUUUUACUGAGGCCCUUCAGGGUUUGCUAGAAGGCGCAGGGGGUGUUCAGGGUAAGCAUUUGAUUGGGAAUGGGGCCCACCGCGAUCAUGGACACCAUCCGACGGACGUGAUCGCUGCGUUUCAGCUGCUCCAGGAUAUGUCGCCAUAUGUUAAGUUUGGGCACUUCACAGCCAAUCAGGCGAUUCUAGAGGCUGUGGUCCAUGAUAGGCGGGUCCAUGUUGUGGACUAUGACAUCAUGGAGGGGAUCCAAUGGGCCUCUUUGAUGCAGGCCUUGGUAUCCAGGAAGGAUGGCCCACCAACCCCGCAUCUUAGGAUCACGGCGUUGUCGAGGGGUGGGAGUGGGAGGAGAUCAAUCGGGACCAUCCAAGAGACAGGCCGCCGUUUGACCGCAUUUGCCGCGUCAAUUAGUCAACCUUUUUCGUUUCAUCAAUGUAGGUUGGAUUCAGAUGAGACAUUUCGACCGUCCGCUCUGAAGUUGGUCAAAGGAGAGGCCUUAGUGAUCAAUUGCAUGCUAAACCUCCCACAUUUUAGUUACCGGUCUCCGGAUUCGAUUGCUUCGUUUUUAUCCGGAGCCAAGGCCCUGAACCCGAGACUAGUGACUUUGGUAGAAGAAGAGGUCCGGCCGGCGGGAGACGGAGGCUUUGUGGCCCGCUUCAUGGACUCAUUGUACCACUACUCAGCAGUAUACGACUCACUCGAGGCCGGGUUCCCCAUGCAAAGUAGGGCUCGGGCCUUAGUUGAGAGAGUGUUCUUGGGGCCCCGAAUAGCCGGGUCAUUGUCCCGAAUAUAUCGUGCCAACGGGGAGGUGGGUUGCUCUUGGUCGGAGUGGUUAGGUGCGGUAGGGUUUAAGCCAAUGCCAAUAAGCUUUGCCAAUCAUUGUCAAGCAAAGCUCCUGUUGGGUUUAUUUAAUGAUGGUUAUAGGGUGGAGGAGGUGGGCAAUCAUAGGCUGGUUUUAGGUUGGAAGUCUCGUUGUUUACUAUCAGCUUCUAUUUGGACGUCACCCCCAGAAUUUGAUUGUGUCAAUUAGCUUCUUCAACUUUUUUAUUUGCUUU
Molecule: messenger RNA, 1755 nt
Organism: Prunus avium (sweet cherry)
Lineage: Eukaryota; Viridiplantae; Streptophyta; Magnoliopsida; Rosales; Rosaceae
Product: GRAS family transcription factor
Source: RefSeq, a predicted model, not a curated record